CCGGCACUCCAGUCGGGCCAUGUUCCUGAUUUCACCAGCUUUCCUCGCUCUCAGUCUCUCCUGAACGUCGACCACCAUGUCUGCCAACGAUGAGUUCCGCAAGCGCACCCUCGCCAGGCUCGACAGCGUCAAGAAUCAUCUCCAGACUUCCCCGCGUGGCGCACGUCUCAAGGGCAAGGUGUGCGUGAUCACCGGCGCAGGUUCGCUCAAGGGGAUCGGACGGGCUUCAGCCCUAAUCUUCGCGCACGAAGGGGCACGGCAUCUCUACCUGAGCGACUAUGACCCGACCAACCUUCCCGACCUCAAGGCAACGAUCGAGAAGUCCUACCCUGACGUCAAGGUAACCGCUAUUGAAGCCGACGCCGCAGACGAGACGGCCGUGUCCAACAUAUGCAAGCAGGCCUUACAAGAUGAAGGCCGUCUCGACGUCUUCUUCGCCAACGCCGGCAUAGCGACCGCGCAGCCGUUCUCUGCGGUUUCUUCGGAACAGUUCAUGAAUGUCAUGAGAGUGAACGCAUUGUCUGUAUUCCUAGCAAUUAAGUACGCCUCAGAAGCCAUGUUGAAGACCAAUCCCUCGCGCGGCAAGGAACACAGUGGCGGAAGCAUCAUUCUAACUGCUUCAGUUGCGGGAGUACGGUCCGGCGCGGGUCCGACCGACUACAGCGCCAGCAAAUCUGCUGUGAAUAGUAUGGCCCAGACGGCCGCGUACCAGCUGCGGCACACCGACAUCCGCGUCAACAGCAUCUGCCCAGGCCUCAUCGAGACCGGCAUGACGAACGACAUGUUCACGCACGCACGCUCGAGAGGCAACGAGGCCAAGAUCGGCCAGCUCAAUCCUCUCGGCCGCUACGGUUUGCCGCAGGAGAUCGCGAACGUCGCACUCUUCCUUGCAUCAGACGAAUCGAGUUACGUGAACGCCCAGAACUGGGCCGUCGACGGGGGGCUGUCCGGUUCGCACCCCGUCGUUCCUGGAAAGUUGGCAUAAGGCCGGGUGGAUAAAUGUACCACAUGGUCAGAUAUGUAUCUAAGCUUGUAUAUAGUGGUUCUAUUAGCGGAUGGAUUGGAAUGUCGCAUAUCCCG
Molecule: messenger RNA, 1080 nt
Organism: Trametes versicolor FP-101664 SS1
Lineage: Eukaryota; Fungi; Basidiomycota; Agaricomycetes; Polyporales; Polyporaceae
Product: NAD-P-binding protein
Exons: 11
Coding region: 77-985 (302 amino acids)
Source: RefSeq, a predicted model, not a curated record